Molecule: messenger RNA, 1794 nt
Organism: Torulaspora globosa
Lineage: Eukaryota; Fungi; Ascomycota; Saccharomycetes; Saccharomycetales; Saccharomycetaceae
Product: gamma-glutamyltransferase family protein
Exons: 1
Coding region: 1-1794 (597 amino acids)
Source: RefSeq, a predicted model, not a curated record
AUGGAACGACCAAUAAAUUCUAGGAGAUCCACUGUAUACUCAAUUAAAGGCAUCGUUUCUUCGACGCAACCACUUGCUAAUGCAGCUGGCAUUAAAAUUCUCUCACUGGGAGGUAAUUGUGUGGACGCAUGUGUUGCAGUCUCAGCUUGCCUUUGCGUUCUGGAGCCAUCGUCAACCGGCAUUGGCGGUGAUUGCUUCUCGUUGUUUUAUAAAAAUGACGAGAAAAAGGUCUAUGGAUUGAAUGGAAGCGGUCGAUCGGCAUCUUCUUUGAGUCUCGAUUGGCUCAGGGUGAACUAUCCCAACCAUAUCUUACCCAGUCUUAGGUUUAACAGGGAUUCGGUGUUCAAAGUUCAGGUGCCAGGGGCAAUUGCAGCGUGGUGCGAUUUAAUCGAUACUUGGGGAAGCGGAAAGGUCACACUCGAAGAUGUCCUUGCUCCAGCCAUUGAACUAGCUGACAGCGGUUUUGUAGUUUCGGAAAUUAGUGCGUGCCUAUGGAAAGAUGCUGAAAGAAAAUUGAAACGAGUCAAUGAUGCGGCUCAGCUAGCAGUAUUUUUGCCUAAUGAUGGUCUGAAAGCACCAGUGAAGGGUCAAUUCAUGCAGAACAAAGCGUUGGCCCAAACCUUAAGAAUUAUCGCUAAAAAUGGUAAGAAAGGCUUUUACGAAGGAGAGAUUGCGAAGUCCAUUGUUUCUGAAUUAUCGAAAAGAGGCUCUCUGAUAUCUGAAAAAGACCUGGCUAGUCACACAUCAACUUUUGUGGAGCCUAUAUCUUAUUGUUUUCUGGGGUGCAAGCUGUGGGAGAUUCCUCCUAAUGGAUCGGGAAUAGUUGCGCUGCUGACUCUGGGGCUCAUCAAAGAGUUGGAUGAAACAGGUGUCAUAGAUUUAAAAAGCAUGCAACACAAUUCAGCCGAGUAUCUGCAUAUUCUUGCCGAGUGUUUGAAGCUGAGCUUUAAGGACUCGGAUGAAUAUGUCAAUGAUUUUGAAUAUUUCAUCAAGAGCCAUGACCUGGACCAAAAUAUUACCUUAAAAAGCUUACUAUCACAGAGCUACUUGCGUGAGCGUAUAGCUCUAUUUAAUAAGGAUAAAAUUAUCACUAAUCGGCACGUCAAGCACGGAGUUCCGAAUCCAAUCUUCAAAUCGGAUACUGUCUAUUUAACAGCUUCAGACGAGGAAGGGAACGCUUGUUCCUUCAUCAACUCGCUGUACGAGAAUUUUGGUAGCGGGAUUGUCGUUCCUGACAAAGGGUUUGUGCUCCAGAACAGAGGUGGAAAUUUUAACCUAAACCCCCAAAGUAAGAACUGCUUGGCGGGAAACAAGCGAUCGUAUCACACCAUUAUUCCCGGGAUGAUAACAGUACCCGAUCAGCAGAGAGCCGGCUUCGAAAAUCUAUAUGCCAGCUUUGGGGUAAUGGGCGGUUUCAAUCAACCUCAAGCUCAUGUGCAGGUUUAUCUUAACUUGUUACUAUUCAAUAUGGAUCCACAAGAAGCACUUGAUGCUCCUAGAAUAUGCUUGUUUCCCCAUCCAGAUCUAGAGGCAACCGACACUGGCCUAGGAUCAGACGGCCCUGCAAGCCGUGACGUGACUUGUAUUGGUCUAGAGGAUGGGAUCUCUGGGGAAGCUGCGGUACGACUUACUGAGUUGGGCCAUGACGUCAGGUUCUUUCGGAACAAUGACAGAAAACUAUUUGGUCGAGGACAGAUCAUCCGUAAAGAAAGCGGUCCCGAGACAAGCGGGCAUCUAGUGUACAGUGGAGGCAGUGACUUGCGCGGCGAUGGUGCCUCAGUACCGUUAAUCUAG